UCCUUUUGUCCCCAGACCCUAUUCCCUGCUUUGCUAGGGAGUAUGAACCAGCUUUGGAAAAAGCGGGCAAUUCAAAGCUCUUUUCUCGAGCCAUUGGAGGUCAUGGGGGGCGCGGGUUUGGCCUUAGGGAGCGAGGCUGCUCUGUAGGAGGAGGGAGGAGGGGGGUCAUAGUUCUCUCCGCGGCUCUCCGGCCUUGACUGGGAAGCUCUGGGUAAUCUGCGGUGGUAAAGCUCGGGAUGUGUGGAUAAGGAUUGUAACAAUCUUGUAGCAGUUCCCUGAACUCAGUUUCCAGCUUCUGCCAUUCCUCUCCUACUUUUGAAUUACUCAAGGUGAUGAGGACAAUUGAUGACAGAAUAGUACAUGAAUUAAACACUACGGUUCCAACAGCUUCCUUUGCAGGGAAAAUUGAUGCCAGCCAAACCUGUAAACAACUUUAUGAGUCUUUGAUGGCAGCUCAUGCCAGUAGAGACAGAGUCAUAAAAAAUUGUAUAGCCCAGACUUCAGCAGUAGUAAAAAACCUCCGAGAAGAGAGAGAAAAGAAUUUGGACGAUUUAACGUUAUUAAAGCAACUUAGAAAAGAGCAGACAAAGUUUGCUAUGAAGAUUAUGGAAUCAGAGAGAGCUCUUGGAGAUGGUACAGCUCUACCUCUUCAUUUUCUAUCUGAGGAAAAAGACUCAGAGAUACUUGAGAUACUAACUGACACCCCCAAAGCCACAAGCUAUUGAAAUGGAUGCAGUCAGAACUGAAUGUUGAAGAAGUGGUAAAUGACAGGAGCUGGAAGGU
This is a messenger RNA of Gorilla gorilla gorilla (western lowland gorilla), 783 nucleotides long. RefSeq names its product mitochondrial matrix import factor 23 (gene MIX23). The transcript has 5 exons. Bases 333 to 725 code for a protein of 130 amino acids. The record is from RefSeq and is a predicted model, not a curated record. Gene Ontology annotation, cellular component: mitochondrial intermembrane space; mitochondrion. NCBI's taxonomy places the organism in Eukaryota, Metazoa, Chordata, Mammalia, Primates, Hominidae.